Molecule: messenger RNA, 315 nt
Organism: Cooperia oncophora
Lineage: Eukaryota; Metazoa; Nematoda; Chromadorea; Rhabditida; Trichostrongylidae
Source: the annotation of a GenBank genome assembly
GUCGAAUACGAGAAGGCUUUGGUUCUGUUGAGCGAGAAGAAGAUCAGCAACGUCCAAGAUAUUGUUCCUGCACUUGAACUUGCUAACAAAGUCGGACUCCAAGUGGUAGCUGUGAAAGCACCCGGAUUCGGUGACAACAGGAAAAACACGCUGACGGAUAUGGCAAUUGCGACCGGAGGAACUGUGUUUGGAGACGACUCAAACUUGGUUAAGCUUGAAGACAUUCAGCUCAGCGAUUUCGGAGAGGUACAGUUCAGGCAAUUUCUCAAAUAUUUGGAUGAAUCAACUCCACAUAUUGACAGGUCGAAGAGGUGA